CCCUUUCCUUCGCCCCGAUGCUCUUGGAAGAGGGAUACAAUGCUAAAACCAUUGAGGAUCCAGUUGUUGCGACUAGAAACGUCCAUCCAUAUGUUUGUAAGUUGUUUGGAAGUUCGCUUUAUGGUCCUAAAUAAAUGCUGCUCAGCAUCUACCUUCUAUCAAAGAGUGAACUCUUAGUCAUCUCUCGAGGUCGACGCAACGAUACAGUGUUAUUUUAGCUUAAGAACGAACCUAUCUGUCUGUAUUUCAGCUAUCUUAUCCAUGGGCAAUGAUAGGAGCUUGGUCCGCCUAUGGAGCCAGAACAUCCACAUCCCGCUGCUUCGUGUCGGACAACGCAGUGCCAAGAAUGCCAGACCAGAAUAUCUCAAAUACUCGGUACUGUACCCACCAUCCGAAAUGGUAGGAUACUUUCAAAUACGCACCUUAUGGUCCAAUCCGACUAUCAAGGGCACAUAAUAUUCAUAUGUACGAAGAAAAAUCAUCCAUCCAGAAACGUACAUAUCCGAGCGAAUCAUCCCCUCCCCGCCGCAGCAACUCUCGGGAUCUAGAAUCCUUCGUAUACCCCAAUCCCGGACGCUUCCUUCCCGUACAUUUCAACACUCACAUGCAGGAAGUUCUCUUCUACCAUACUUCAAUUCCGGGAAUUAUGGAGGUUAAAUGAUAUUCGGUACGUUUUGCAACCUCCGACGUUGACUAAAAACCCACCGAAACCCACCUAGCGAGUCUCACUCUCGCUUGCGGCGACCCUUUAUUUAUGUCAGACGCUUAGCGAGCCCCGACCGAAACACUGCAUUUCAACCCCACGUUGCUGGUGCGGAUCGGAUGGAUUCCUACGAGGAUACUGCAUUGGACUAGGCAGCUACUAAGCCUCGCUUCAUGCAGGGAAAGAGUUUGAAAGAGGGGUUUAUUAACUCUGUCGAGUCCAGCUCUCAAUUCUCAGAACGAAGCUUAAGGAAGUACAUCUACCCACCCAUCUCCCGGCCUAACUAUCUUUCCCUUUCUCAAACGCACGCAAAAGGUCGCAUUGAAGUAAAAGAGAGAGACAUAGAAAUGCCUUCCCAUACUACCCAGCCCCUGAGCUGCCAGCUCUGCAGCAUCCCCUUCACCAUCGGCCGCGUCCGCACAAUCCACGAACCACUUUCCUCGUCCCUCGACGCCACAACCUCCUCGCCCUACCACCUCCGCGACGGCUCUUCUUCCCGCUGCAGUCGCGACUCCUCCUCAUCUGGCUGCCAGAACAUCAUUGUUGAGAAACCGCACGAUGUCCAUGCCGAAAGUAGGUUGCAGCACCUUGCUGGUGAAGGAUGUACAUUUGAAGGUGGGUAUUCAGGGUGGAGGAUUGGAGUGCGGGAAAUGAGAGGGAUGAGAGGAGUGAGGUUUGUUUUGCCGAAGAAGCGAGGGGCUGUUGACGAUGAGGAAUCUGGUGAUGAGGGGGAGUGCGAGGAGGGAAGUAGGUUCUUUGUGUCAGAGGAGAUUGAAGGGCCGUUUCUGGAGGGCGAGAAUGUCUACGUCAAGUUGCCCGAGGAGAGGUAUGGAGUUACGUCUUUCACCCCACGGAACUUCCCUCCCAUAAGCGUUGCUCCGGACAGUAUUGGUAUACCCAUCCACAGCACUUGCUUCUCUAUUUUCUCGCGUAUCUCGCUCCAACAACUCGGACGCAUCGACCUCGACGGCUUCGCAGCCCUCUGGUACCGCAAAGCGUGCGGAGGGUGCGGGUUCCAAGGAUUGAACCAUGAUCCUGUGAUUGGGGAUCUGAAAGAGAGGUUCUGGGUGCAUAGAGUCGGAACGGAGUACUUGGCUGCUAAUCCGGUGGUUAUUCCUGGUUUUGAGUUGGCGAUGCAGGGUGUUUAUGGGCAGGGGGCGAGAGGGGAUGGGGUGUUUGGGACGAGGGAUUCGUAUGGUAUUGCAGCUGGAUCUGGAGGAAAGACCAAGUUGAAUUUGAAAUUGAAAGGGAGAAUGGGAAAUAGUGGGAAGGUCUUCAGAAGACAUCGCAACUCCACUGAUCCUUUCUUCGUCCUUCCUCCUGAACUCAAAAAUAAGAUCCUCGCCGAUCUGUCUCCGAGCGAGAUAACUGCCAUCCGGCUCUCAUCACGCUCGUUCCGACAACUUCCCAAGCAGAUCUUCAAAUCGUUCAUUGCGGAAGAGAUGCCAUGGUUUUGGGAGAUUGAUGACAUUCGGAGGGAGGUUGAGGAGGCCUACAAAGAGGCUUUUAGGGACCAGUUGGCGGAUCUGGGUGUUGGUUUUGAUAGCGAGGGGCUGGCUAUGCUGGAGGGAGUCAUGCCGAGUGAGUGGUUGAGAUUUGUGAAGGAAAGGAUGGAAGGAAAGGCGAUGGAUGCUAAUUGGUUGGAGGUAUUCAAGCAAUUGAGGGUUAUGGAGAAAGGGUGUUUAGGGUUGAGGAAUCGGAAGAGGAUUUGGGGAUUGGCGGGAGAGGUUGUGGGGAUGAUUGAGAGGAUGAGAGAGGGUUUGGAGAAGGAGGCUGGUGGAUUUGAGAUUGUGAAGGAGGAGAUGAGGGUAAAGGGGAAAGGUAGUGUGGGAAGGGAUUUUUGGAGUUGUCCGAGGUGUGAAAAUGUCCAGAUUGAAUUGGAAGAGGAGGACUCUGAGGAAGAUGAGGAGGAGGACUCUGAUGAAGAUAGCUGCGAGGAGAGCUCUGACGAAGAGAGCUUCGAAGGAGAGAGUUCUGGAGGAGAGACUUCGGUGGAAGAGAGCUCUGAGGAUGCUUGCUCAUCAGGAGAAGAUUCGGAUUAAUAACGGCCUCGAUAUUUCAUUUCAUCAUACACGAUAUAGAAUAAUGCUU
Cadophora gregata is the source of this 2794-nucleotide messenger RNA. RefSeq lists its product as uncharacterized. NCBI's taxonomy places the organism in Eukaryota, Fungi, Ascomycota, Leotiomycetes, Helotiales, Ploettnerulaceae. The transcript has a single exon. The record is from RefSeq and is a predicted model, not a curated record. Bases 877 to 2745 code for a protein of 622 amino acids. Gene Ontology annotation, molecular function: protein binding.